Molecule: messenger RNA, 3269 nt
Organism: Arabidopsis thaliana (thale cress)
Lineage: Eukaryota; Viridiplantae; Streptophyta; Magnoliopsida; Brassicales; Brassicaceae
Gene: TRM22
Product: DnaA initiator-associating protein
Exons: 5
Coding region: 783-3269 (828 amino acids)
Source: RefSeq, marked reviewed
AACUGAGAAACGGACUACAGAUGAAGCUGGAAUCCUCAAAAACGAGAGAAACAGAAACCUCGAACCUUUAACCCUUAUUGUCCGGAACCACAUUUUUACUCUUCUAAUCUCUACUCUCUAAACAUAUACUACUUCUAUUUCUCAAAAUUAAUCUCCAUUUUUGUUUCUCUUUUUUAUCUUCCCUCUAGUGUCUACUUGUAUCAGCUACUUAACCUUUUGUGCGCAUGCUUCUCUUUCUUCUGUUAACAAUCUCUCUCGAGCCCCUUUCACCGUCAGUGACAACAGAGAGAAUCACAGUAAUAAUUUUUACACAAAAAAGAUUUCUCUUCUUCUCUUAUCAUCUCUCUUUCAAUCACUUCUCGUCACUAUCGUUUUGCUUUUGUCUCCUUUCACUUUUUUAAACUCCCAAUUGCGAAUAUUACCCGUUGAGUUCUCAUUUCGUGACACUUCAACUUUUUCCAUUCUUCUUAAAAAGCUCUGUUUCUUUCUUUCUUUCUUCUUCCACUGUUGUGUACCAUUGUCGUUUUCUUGAUUCUCCACCUGUCUUCUUUCUUUCCUUAUUCGUGUUCACUAAGCUUUUUUUCUAAUCUUGUUGUACAUUCAUCUCUCAGAGAUUCCCCAAAUUCACAAAAGCUGAGAACUCAAAAAGAGAGAGUUUUGUUUCUCUGGUUGUUUGAUUAUGUGAUAAAGUUUUGGAAUUUGAGGCAAUGUGUCUCUAAAGGAGACUUUUUUACAGUGUUUGAGAUUUCUCUGAAACUUGUGGGGUUUGUUAGGGUUUCGUGAUGACAGGAGAGUUACAGGAGACGACGGCGCCGUGUGCGGCUAUAACAGAGAAACGACCAAAUCGACUCGGUGGUUGUGUCGGUGUUUUCUUCCAGCUCUUUGAUUGGAACCGACGCUUUGCUAAAAAGAAACUCUUUUCUCGCAAAUCACUUCUUCCUGGGAAACAAGUUUCGAAGAGGUUUGGAGGAAAUGAGAAGAUGUUAAAGUCUAAGCUUAAUCUGAUUGAUGAUGAGAACAGAGGAAGUUUCCCAAAUCGGAAUGAAGUUAUGGAGGUUAAAAAGCAUGAAAUGAGAUCUCCUAGUUUAGUAGCACGUUUAAUGGGACUUGAAUCAAUGCCAUCUAAUCAUAGAGACAAAGGGAAGAACAAGAAGAAGAAACCGUUGUUUUCGCAGAUUCAAGAUACCGAUAAAUGUGACUUGUUUGAUGUGGAAGAAGAAGAAGAAGAUAGUGGUGUUGAUAAGUUAAGACCACAGAAGAUGCAGAGAACGACAGGAGUUUGUGAUAGGCGUGUUGCGGUUAAGAAGUUUGGUUCUGAAGCGUUGCAGAUUAAGAAUGUUUUGACUAGAGUAAGGAAACAUCAUCAGUAUAAUCAUCAGCAUCAGAAACUAGCUUCUCCUGUUAGAAGUCCGAGGAUGAAUAGAAGAAGUUCUAGGUUGAUUGAUGCUGCUGCUAGGAUUCUUGAGCCGGGGAAGAGAAAUGCGAAAGGCGCUAUUGCUUAUCCUGGUUCUACGGGGAUUAGAAGGUUCGAAAAUGCUGCGAAAGAACCGGUUGUUUCACCCGAGUUUCAAUGUGGUUAUAACAAUAGUGUUGCUUCUUGUAAAUCUUGUGGUAGUUUGGUUGAUGUGAAUGGUUCGAUUCAGGUAGUUCAAGACACUGGAAACAACAUGGCGUGUGUUUCUGAAUCAACGCCUUUUCAACGGAGUAAAAGAAAUGUGUUUUGGAGAAAUGAAGAUUCAUCUGUGUCUGUUUCUGGUAAAGACAGUACUGAUCAAAUGGUGAAGAAAGCUCUACACCGUGCUCAAUUUAAGGAUGAAAUGUCGCUGCCGGGUUAUAGAAACAGAUCCGAAUAUCAUAAGAAGGUGUUGCAUAGAGAGGAAAGGUUUCCUCCGGAAGCUCGAUCUUUCGCCUUACCGAGUAAAAGAAGUUGUUCUUCACCUGCUAAUGCUAUCAACAGUAAAGAGAAGGACUUUAUAGCUAUGAAUAGAGGUUCAACUAGUAGGAGUCAUCACUCGAAGUCCCCGGUUAAAUUUGAAAACUCUGAUUUGAAUCUGCAGAGAAAAUCUCAUACUAGAGUUGAGGAGUCUUGUAAUAGAUCAGGAUUAAGUACACCUGGACGGAAGAGGAGGCUAGCUUGUGAAAGUGGUCAUGGACGAGGAAGUAGUUCUAUGAGUCCAGUGUCAAGAAGAUUGGAUAGUGAAUACUCUUGUGCUUGUAGUAAUGAAACUGCAUUUUCAUCACUGAAACUUGGUUCCUCUAAUAGACAUUAUAGCCAAUGCUGUAGAGAAACCAAAGAGAGAAGAGGAGUUCAACGCGUUCCCAGACCAUCCUUUACGAAAAGGCCACUGCUUGAUGUAGGCACUCUCGGGUUGAUUCAGCAAAAGUUGAAAGAAUUGGCUUCUCAAGAAGAAGAUGAGGCCAAUGGAGAAAGUGGUUUUCCCAAUAAACCAGCUUCUUUGAUUCUCCAUGAAUUGCUAUCUUCUUUAGCUUUGCAGCAGCAGCCUUAUGUUCGAGAUAUCGAUAUGCCUUAUCGGAGAAAAGGCAAAACAGAGUUUUGGAGUUCCAUUGGAAAUGCAAACAGUGAGUACACUAGCCCGGGAUCUGUACUCGAUGCAUCUUUCUCCAAUGAGAGCUGCUUUUCGAACAGCUUCGACAAUAUCUCAGUUCCAGGACAAAUGAGGCUACCUCUAGAGCCUAUAGAACCAGAUUGGGACAUUCUUGAAGAUUAUGCGACUUCAUUCAAGAAUUCAACAAGUGAUGGUAAUUAUCAGGCGAUCGCAAGUCUUAUCAGCCAUGUCUCGAACGUCCUGCGAUGUUUAAGCAACACCGGUCUCAUAUUAACGCAGCAGAGAUUCACAAUUGCUAGAGAAGUCAUUAUCCACACGGAGCUAUUAGUUGGUACCACUACUACACAAGAGAACUACCUCAUUGGACCAGAACUCUUCGACGAACUCAUGAUCUACGCAGCUCGUUCUGACAAUCUAGUCAAUCUCCCUGGACUAACUGGAGGGUUCCUAGUAGAUGCCAUGAUCGAACACUUGGAAGAAACAAACAUUUCCUGCGGAUUGUUAAAGCCAUUGACUGCUAAACAAGACGAGCUGAUUCGAGGUGUUAUUGAAGAAGUUCCAAAGUGGGCUCGGGUUAAUAUGGAUGAGGUUAUCGGUAUCGAAAUGGAUCUUGAAACGCAUUUGUUUGGAGUUGGUUCAGAGAUUGCUUAUGAGAUUCUUCGGUGUUUAAUCGGAGAGUUAGCAACCGAUCUUUACUGGUGA